AGCAAAAACAGACAAAGUUUUACAAAGUUCACCGUGUGUGUCACCGACCUCCAUCAGGAUGAUCGCACUGACCGUGAUCGCCCGCGUGGCGGACGGACUGCCGCUCGCUGCGUCCGUGCAGGAGGACGAGCAGUCAGGCAGAGACCUCCAGCAGUACCAGAGCCAAGCCAAGCAGCUGUGCCGUAAACUGAACGCUCAGAGUCCGGAUCGUUGUACACUGGAGGCUGGCAACAUGAACUUUCACUAUAUAAUUGCACAGGGUGUAUGCUACCUGCUCCUCUGUGAGGCUUCAUUUCCCAGAAAAAUGGCUUUUGCAUACCUCGAAGACCUGCACAGUGAGUUCUAUGACCAGUACGGAAGAAGAGUAGCCACAGUGACGAGGCCGUACUCUUUCAUCGAGUUUGACACAUACAUCCAGAAAACAAAGAAGUCAUACAUCGACAGCAGGGCCAGGAGGAACUUGGGUAAUAUUAACACAGAGCUACAGGAUGUCCAGAGAAUCAUGGUGGCAAAUAUCGAGGAAGUUCUGCAAAGAGGAGAAGCUCUUUCUGCUCUAGACACCAAAGCCAGCAAUCUGUCCAGCCUGUCGAAGAAGUACCGCAGCGAUGCUAAAUACCUCAACACUCGCUCCACGUAUGCCAAGGUGGCUGCGGUUGCAGUCUUCUUUGUCACACUCAUUGUCUAUGUGCGUUUCUGGUGGCUCUGAUGGACUCUCAAAAAGGACUUUGACUUCAGGGGGGGAAGCUGUUUCUAAGCAUUUAAACUGAUCCUGUUACAUUUGUUAUACUCCAGGGUGCCUUAAAGGGAUCAAAACCAUUCAGUCGCUAUUAAAGGCUUUCUAUGCUUUAUCCAGCUUUCAGUUACACAAUGUAUACAGUAUAGACUGAGCAACUUGCCUGAGCAACUCAUGCAACUUCUUGUUUCAUGGUGAGUUUAUGUACAUCUGCUUACUGGAAUAUUAAGAGCAAUGUGUUGAUAAAUUUGCAUUUACACACGGGUAAAAGGGUUUCUUUCAGAGUUUGAGCAGAGAAAACAUGUAUGCAGAAAAGUUCUAAAAAGUCUUAAUUACUGUGAUAAAAGAAUGUUUACUGUUUGCAAAGUUUACAUUGUAACAAAGUCUUAUUGAAAAUAUUAAAUAUUUAUCAAAUUGUAUGUUUCUAUUUUACAGACAGCGACAGUCCUGUUUAUGUUGUGUGUAUAUAUACACAGUUAUGAACUAGAAUUUCCACAGUUACAUACAUACUAAUCCUGUGAGGCACACUGACGUUUAUACAAAGAACACAUUAUGCAGAAGAAAAUGUGGAAUUCCAGGAGAAGGAACAGCUGCUGCUCUGGUGUGGCUCUGCUUGGAAACAAGAGUCCGUGCUCUUGUGCUA
Larimichthys crocea (large yellow croaker) is the source of this 1376-nucleotide messenger RNA. It is a transcript of the gene sec22ba, whose product is annotated as SEC22 homolog B, vesicle trafficking protein a. Gene Ontology annotation, biological process: retrograde vesicle-mediated transport, Golgi to endoplasmic reticulum; endoplasmic reticulum to Golgi vesicle-mediated transport. Gene Ontology annotation, molecular function: SNAP receptor activity. The record is from RefSeq and is a predicted model, not a curated record. The transcript has 5 exons. Bases 59 to 706 code for a protein of 215 amino acids. NCBI's taxonomy places the organism in Eukaryota, Metazoa, Chordata, Actinopteri, Sciaenidae.